AUGGCGCAGCUGCUCUCGCUCAGUGCGACGCACUACUCACAGCUGUUGGUUCCCCUCGCAUUAGAAGAUAUGGGUAGCCACACGAGUGGUCAGCAACUCCAUGGUUGGACCAAGGACGUGGAACGUGUGAAAGACAUGCUGCACACGAAAUUAACCGGAUUGGUACACGACGCGCAAUACGUCAGCAAACAGGUAGAGCACUACGAGAUGGAAGAAGACAAGGACAGGCCGGGACGCUUGAUAUUCAGGUGUUCAACAGUAAACUACGGUAGCAGUAUGCUGAUGUUUGCCUCAAUAUUAUUAAUGAGGUUCAUCGAAAUUUAAACAAUAGUGCACUCGCCAUAUUAACUGUGUUUAUUGGCAGGUCGUGAACAGUGAAAGUAAAGAACUAGGAAUGCAACUGUGCACCUGUUGGCUACAUUAUUUACAGUAGUCAGUGUUGAAAUUCCACACCCCAUUUUUCAGUCAGUAACACAACGCAAUAUGUUGACACCAAGGACCAUCAACAAACAAAUAAAGCAGGUGAACAUCAUGUAUGGUUCCCUUCUGGGUGAUGAUUAUCGUAAUUGGGCACAAUAAACUAGGACUCACGAACUAUGAACACUAACUCAAGAACAGUUUACAAUACGAAGGAAGUGCAACAGCAAAUCAGCAAAUGCAUUUCAUGGCCGCAGUAUGACAGCAGCCAAUCAGCUAGUGGGUUCUAUGGAAGCAGCCAUUGAGUACAGGAGCAGCAAAUCAGCAUGCGCAUAGACACAGCUGUGCGGACGAUGAAUCAAGAUGCAGCAGCAGC
Molecule: messenger RNA, 793 nt
Organism: Schistocerca gregaria
Lineage: Eukaryota; Metazoa; Arthropoda; Insecta; Orthoptera; Acrididae
Exons: 3
Coding region: 1-324 (107 amino acids)
Source: RefSeq, a predicted model, not a curated record